UGUUCAGAGGAUAAUUACCAGAAAGCAUCAAUGGUGUCUACGAGAUCCAGGAAGAGCAGUGGGACCGAGGAGAGUGGCGACAAGCGUUCGGCUCCCCAGGAGUCUACGCCCAAAUCCAAAAAGCCAAAGACCGAACAUGACGGCAAGCUCAAGGUCUCCGAAGGAGAGAUCGGAUUGAGCAAACAGGAGGAUGAUGAUGAGGAGGAUCAGAGUAAGACAGAGGACGAGAAAGAGACAGGGGAGGAGAAGGAGGCCAGCAAUGAGAACAAAGAGGAGUCCAAGCCAUCGAGAGACGAGCCGCAUCUGAGUGGCAUCCUUGAGGAACCUAAGCAUGGCACUCUUGAGUCGGGUCACAUCUACUUCCUCUACCGACCAAAGGUCGAUGCCGAGGAGGUCGAUUCAGUGGACGAUAUAUCCAAAUUCCACAUCCUCCUGAUUCCCACCUCUCAUCCGUACGGUAAAUCUCACUACCACCGCAUCAUUGAGGUUGGGAAGAAGAAACUACCGGAUCCUCACGCCAGUCGACAAGUCAUCUGGGGCUUGGUGGGCAACGUCGGUUCGGACAAGGCAGAAUUGAAGAACGCGUUUGGAGCGUACGAUUACGAGACAAAGACAAAGGGGACACGCCACCAGUCCGCUGCUCGACCGGCUGCUAGAGGUCAUUAUAUCCUUCAUUCGCCGAGGGAUGAACUGGCCGAUUCUCCAGAUCAUGAUCGUCAGCGUGAUUUCAAGAUCCUCCUGGCCUACGAGAUUACGACACCUGCAUCCGAAGACUUUGGUCAAGUACAAAGUGAUCUGGGCAUCGCAGAAAAGGGUGCAGUGGCUUUGCAGGUCAAGAGUCCCGAAGCGGAAAGCACCAACCCAAGAGCAGCCAGUAUACCCAAAGACAAGCGCGCUAGCUAUCCUAAAAAGUUGGAUGGCUUAUUUGCCAAUCGACGUUUCAUUCCCGCCAAUCCGCCCAGCUUUUUGGACUAUUCGGGCGGAGAGCUCCUGCUCCUUUCCUCGGCACAUGAUCUCGCAGAGUGGCUAGGCAAGGACGGCAAGAAGAUUGUGCAUGAUCUCGAUAACGACGCGAGCAAAGAGCAAGUGGGUAUCGACGGAGCUAUGAAGGAGCUCGGGAUGAGCAAGAAAGAUACGGAAAUCGAAGCGCUUGAAGGGGUGUGGGCGUAAGGACCAUCCGGAAGUUGAGAGGUAUGUACUUGAAUCUUGUGCAUCGAUGAUCAUUUCUGGGCUUCACACCGUAAGCCGAAGAGGGGGGGUUUGUUAGCCCCAGUCUACGUAAGGGCAAAUGGAAAGAUGGUGCAAGUACAAGCAAAUACCUUGCAAGUGGACUGGCGAAAAUGAAAGUUGGGAACCGCACAAUUUAGAGACGAAUGCUUCACUGCGUGGUUCAGAGCUGGUCAUCGCGAGGGAGCUGUCCGGUGCUGUCUGAGAAGAUAGGGAAUCUUGAGCGCGAAGCGAUUGCCCAUUAAGUAGUACAAAGG
This is a messenger RNA of Kockovaella imperatae, 1484 nucleotides long. RefSeq lists its product as hypothetical. NCBI's taxonomy places the organism in Eukaryota, Fungi, Basidiomycota, Tremellomycetes, Tremellales, Cuniculitremaceae. The transcript has 6 exons. The record is from RefSeq and is a predicted model, not a curated record. The coding region runs from base 31 to 1170 and encodes 379 amino acids.